Helianthus annuus (common sunflower) is the source of this 1212-nucleotide messenger RNA. RefSeq names its product transcription factor FER-LIKE IRON DEFICIENCY-INDUCED TRANSCRIPTION FACTOR. The transcript has 4 exons. Gene Ontology annotation, biological process: regulation of DNA-templated transcription. The record is from RefSeq and is a predicted model, not a curated record. Gene Ontology annotation, molecular function: protein dimerization activity; sequence-specific DNA binding; DNA-binding transcription factor activity. The coding region runs from base 24 to 968 and encodes 314 amino acids. Lineage: Eukaryota; Viridiplantae; Streptophyta; Magnoliopsida; Asterales; Asteraceae. Gene Ontology annotation, cellular component: nucleus.
CCACCACUACCAAGUUCAUAAAAAUGGACCCCUCUGAGUACUCAUUCAGCCAUUUCAAUGGUGGCAACUACAACAUGUUCCAACCCGAUUUCAUGCCCGAAACCGACUUCGAAAACCUCAUUGGUGCAGUUCAUAGCGAGCCUGUAGCAGAUCCAAUUGAAAGUUUCUGUUUAAACUACGGAUACAAUCAAUAUACCAACUCCUAUACGGAGCUGCCACCCCUUCCCCCACCGUAUAGCCACAAUGAUGCUGCCGGUGUUGCCUUCGGCGGUUAUCAGAUGAUGGAUCCAAACCCGGGUCUGGUUUGGAACCAGGAAGUGGAGGAUAUGAAGGGUGAUAAUUCAUCCGAGACUGCGACAACUGAUAAACCGGAAACCUCAAAGAGAACCGGUGGUGACACGAAGGCUGAUCGGGGGAAGACUUUGAUUUCCGAGCGGAAGAGGAGAACUGGGAUGAAGGAGAAGCUCUACGCGUUGCGUUCUUUAGUACCCAAUAUAACCAAGAUGGAUAAGGCUUCGAUUGUCGGAGAUGCAGCACGAUACAUUCAAGAUCUUCAAACACAAUCGAGGAAUUUAAGGGCUGAGAUUGCAACAAUUGAAGCAAGUAAAGCACUAGACAUGUCAUCAUCCGAGAAUACAACAAAGGCUCAUGUUCCAGCCGCAUUUCCAACGUUGAAGAAGAUAUCAAAGUUUGACAUGUUUCAAGUUGAGGAGAAAGGAUACUAUGUAAGACUCGUUUGCAAGAAAGGACGAGGUGUUGCGGUUUCACUUCAUAGAGCACUUGAGUCGAUCACAAGCUUUCAUGUCCAAAAUUCAAAUUUAUCGACCGUUGAUGAUGAUUUUGUCUUGACAUUCGCAUUAGAUGUUACGGCGUGCGGAUUUGAAAUAAACAUGGCAACUUUGAAACUAUGGCUUUCGAGUGCUUUCAUCAACGAAGGUUUCGAAUUCAACACAUUUCCAUCGCACUGAUCGAAUCCAUUUGAGGAACGUUGAUAUGCAUGCAUUUGUGUGGCAUUUAUAAACGCUCACAGGCGCAUGCAUCAGGAGAUCGAUGUUUAUUUGAUUAUGUUUCGUAUUUAUGUCUCACUAAAGACAUGUACCUUACAUUUUGUUUAUGGAUGAUUGGAUGUAACUUAUUCCGUCUUAUGAAAACUACACUAUUGGCUUAAUUGUAACUCAUUUGUCAAUUAAUUAGUUCGUAAAAAAUAGAUUA